AUGGGUUUAUUCUUGAGUCACUUAUAUAAUGUUAUUGCGUCAUUUGGAACAGAAAAUUCACGAAUUUUAAUGUUAGGACUGGAUGCAGCUGGAAAAACUACGAUUUUAUACAAAAUUAAAUUAAAUGAAAACGUACAAACGAUACCAACGAUAGGUUUUAAUGUGGAAACAGUCUCACCAGCUCCUGGUAUCUCAUUCACUGUGUGGGAUGUUGGUGGACAAGAUAAAAUUCGCCCACUAUGGAUGCAUUAUUUUCAAGGUACACAUGGUCUGUUGUACGUUAUAGACAGUAGUGAUCGCGAACGAAUACAGGAAGCAAGAGACGAACUAUUUGGAGUAAUAAAUAAUGAAAAUAUGUCAAAAGUACCAUUUGUAAUUAUUGCCAAUAAAUCUGAUUUACCAACAGCAUUAAAUUGUUCAGAAUUAAUUGAGGAAUUAAAUCUACAUUCAGUAUCAAAACGUCGAUGGUAUAUUCAAUCAGCAUGUGCCAUUAAUGGAGAUGGUAUAUGCGAAGCGAUGCAACAAAUGGCAAAAAUGGUCAAAGAUCAACGAAAAUACACUUCAACAUGA
Molecule: messenger RNA, 570 nt
Organism: Didymodactylos carnosus
Lineage: Eukaryota; Metazoa; Rotifera; Eurotatoria; Philodinida; Philodinidae
Source: the annotation of a GenBank genome assembly